CUCCCUCCCUCCCACCCUCUCCCUUCCAGCUUGUCCGGUUGAACCUAGCGAGCCUCAGGGAGGGGAGGAGAGCUCAGCUGCUCCUGCCGAAAGGGGAGACAUGGGAAACGCUCAGAAAAAGCCCCACGGUAGAGGGGAUGGGGGUCCACACAGCGAGACCGGCAACUCCCACCACGGACACCACUGGAGGGGCAAAGGAGGCAGCUCAGACAAGUACAAAGUCAACCACGAGUCCAAGGAAAAGGUGGCCAACGGGACGGGAAAGAGAGGCUCGACAGCUUCGGUCCAGGCUGAUCAGAGCAGCAGGACUUCAGCAAACACGGGAGGAGAAACUGUCAACCUUGAUGCCCCAUGUGGAGCCCUGCCCCCACCUCUGGCUCGACUAAAGAACGAAGGAAACCUGUUCUUUAAAAAUGGACAGUUUGCUGAUGCACUGGAGAAAUACUCACAAGCCAUUCAAGGCUACUCAGAGUCAGGGAUCGACAGUCCAGAGGAUCUGUGUAUUCUGUAUUCUAACAGAGCUGCGUGUUACUUGAAAGAUGGCAACAGCCAAGACUGCAUACAGGACUGCACAAAAGCCCUGGAGCUGCAGCCUUAUUCCCUCAAGCCCCUCCUGCGCCGGGCCAUGGCUUAUGAGUCUCUGGAGCGCUACCGUAAGGCCUACGUGGAUUACAAGACUGUCCUGCAGAUAGAUAUCGGCGUGCAGGCGGCACAAGACAGCGUCAACAGAAUCACGCGGCUGUUGAUUGAACAGGACGGUGCGGAGUGGAGAGACAAACUCCCAGAGAUCCCCCUGGUUCCUCUGUCAGCUCAGCAGCAUCGCAAACAGGAGCCACUCAGCGAGGAGGCCCUUCAGGCCCGAGCAGAGAAGGCUGCCAGAGACGCAGAAAGGAAAGCAGAAGUCCGUUUUGCAGCACUGAAGCAAGAAGGGAAUGACUCUGUGAAGCAGGGACAGUACGAAAACGCUGUGGGGAAGUACAGCGAAUGCCUUAAGCUGAAGCCGCAAGAAUGUGCUAUCUACACAAACAGAGCUCUGUGCUACUUGAAGCUGGAGAGGUUUAGUGAGGCCAAACAGGACUGUGACGCAGCACUGAAAAUGGAGCCAACCAAUAAGAAAGCCUUCUACAGACGAGCCAUGGCCAAUAAAGGCCUCAAGGACUACUUGGCGUGUAGCGCCGACCUGCAGGAGGUGCUGCAGCAGGACCCCAAUGUGCAGGAGGCAGAGAAGGAGCUGCAGGAGGUCACGGUACUGCUCAGACAAAGCCUCGCCAACGCUUCACCGGCCAAAGCCAGGAAGACCGUCCCCAUCACAGAGGUUGAUGGUGAUGAGGAAACGGCAGGGGCUCCAACGUCACAGAGCAGCUGCAGAGAAGAAGACAUCUCCAUCAACCUCCAUCCCACCAAUCCCUACGAGUUCGGCCAAGCUCUGAACGCCGCGCGCUGCAGCGGGAACACGGCGGCGUGCGCUGACCUGCUGGCGUCCACAGAUCCGCAGACGCUGCCUCAGUUCCUGAGCACCCACCUGGACGGACAAACCAUCAGCUUCAUCAUGGAGGCGCUGGACUUCCACCUUCUGCAGAAAAACCCCAACCUGGUGUAUGAGCACCUCAACCACCUGCACACCGCCGACAGGUUCUCGGUCUCGCUGAUGCUGCUGGAGAAGGACGAGCGCCGCCGCAUGACUCAGCUGUUCGAGCAUCUGUCGGCCGUAGAGAGCGCCGAGUUCACCCAGAACGACGUCCAGAACCUGGCCAACAUGUACAUCUGACCCCACCCCCCCCCAUCCCAUCCCAUCCCACCCCGGCCCCCACUGCAUGAGCUACUGUACCACUACACCUCUCGGAUCUAUGCAAAACAGCGCACAAGAACUGAGCACACAAAGGCAGGAAGCAGCAGAAUGAGUCCCAGAGCAGGACGAAGGAACUGACUCACAUCCAUCUACUGGAGUCUGAAGGAAAACUAGAAGGACUUUUUUUUUUUCUCUCUCUCUCCAGAACAUUUUGCUAUGCAGAUUUACUUUUGUACCACCACCAAACACUUCUCUUCCGUUGCGUAACAGGCAGACGAUGCGACACUAUGGACCUUUCACUUCACCGUAAAAUAAAAGAAGUCCAACGUCCAGCGUUACAUAAGAACACAAACCAGUCUUUCCCUCACACUUAGAUUUACUCAAGUUCAGCUCUGGUCAUUGAACCCUGUCCAUAAUUCAGAUCAGAUAUUAAACUCAGAGCUCGCUUAUAAUAGACAA
This is a messenger RNA of Sphaeramia orbicularis (orbiculate cardinalfish), 2248 nucleotides long. Its product is annotated as sperm-associated antigen 1A-like. The record is from RefSeq and is a predicted model, not a curated record. Bases 101 to 1768 code for a protein of 555 amino acids. Gene Ontology annotation, cellular component: cytosol. The transcript has 9 exons. Gene Ontology annotation, molecular function: protein binding. NCBI's taxonomy places the organism in Eukaryota, Metazoa, Chordata, Actinopteri, Kurtiformes, Apogonidae.